Hevea brasiliensis (rubber tree) is the source of this 668-nucleotide messenger RNA. RefSeq lists its product as uncharacterized. The coding region runs from base 1 to 585 and encodes 194 amino acids. NCBI's taxonomy places the organism in Eukaryota, Viridiplantae, Streptophyta, Magnoliopsida, Malpighiales, Euphorbiaceae. The transcript has 3 exons. The record is from RefSeq and is a predicted model, not a curated record.
AUGUCACACAUUCUUUACAAAAAGAAAAAGCUUGCUAAACUAAAAAUGGCCUUGAUCAUUUUCCUUGCUACGUCUCUUCUCCUCAGUGGAGCUCUUGGUGAGCUUGUGUGCGAGCAAUUGCCUGUUGAGCUUUGCUCAUACUCAAUUGCAUCUUCUGGGAAGCGAUGCUUGUUAGAGAAUUUUCCAACAAAAGAUGGAAAGGUUAAAUACCAAUGCAAGACAUCAGAGGUGGUAGUUGAUAUAAUGCAGGAAUGGAUUGAGAGUGAUGAAUGUGUUAGUGCAUGCGGACUUAAUAGGAAUACUAUUGGUAUCUCAUCAGAUACUCUUCUUCAGCCUCACUUCUUGGCUAAAUUAUGCUCAAAUGAUUGUUAUCAAGCUUGCCCCAACAUUGUUGAUCUCUACUUCAAUCUGGCCUUGGGAGAAGGACUUUACUUGCCUAAUCUCUGUGCCAGUCCUCGCCGGGCCUUGUCGGCAACUAGAAGUUCCGGUAAUUCAGCCCCAGGUCCGCUCUCCGGCGGAGUUUCGCUGGCUGCUGCUCCCAUCUCUGGUGAUGUGGACCCAGCCUGUGCUCCAUCUGCCAUAUGAUCUUGUAUCACAAGGAGUGAAAAUGAUCUAUUACUUAUUUUGUCAUCAGAGUUAUUUAGAUUAAAAUUCUGUCUGAAUUACAU